AAAGCAGAGAUUUAUUGAAAGUGAAAGUACACUUCACAGUGUGGGAGUGAGCCCAAGCAGUAGCUCAAGAACCCCAGAUACAGAAUCUUCUCAGAUCCAAAUACCCUCUAGAGGUUUCCCACUGGCCACCUACUUGGUGUUUGCCUCAUGUAAAUGAGGUGGUGGCCCGCAAACAGAGGCUAAAGUGAAGUUACAAAGUUGCACUUCCAUGCAAAUGAAGAUUGGGCCCACAAUCAGUCUGAUUGGUUGCGGACAGCAAGUUGUCCAGGUUCUUGGCGUUUUGAACAAAUAAUUGGACAAAACGCACAGUAAAGCUAGGAAAGAAUGAAGCAAGGAAAGCAGAGAUUUAUUGAAAGUGAAAGUACACUUCACAGUGUGGGAGCAGGCCGAGCAGCAGCUCAAGGGCCCCAGAUACAGAAUCUUCUCGGGUCCAAAUACCCUCUAGAGGUUUCCCAUUGGCCACGUACUCGGUGCUCACCCCAUGUAAAUGAAGUGGUGGCCCGCAACCAGAGGCUAAAGUGAAGUUACAAAGUUGCACUUCUAUGCAAAAGAAGCCUUGGCCCACAAUCAGUCUGAUUGGUUGGGGACAGUAACCAAUCAGAGGCUGAAGUGAAGUUACAAAGUUACACUCUAUGCAAACAUCUGAUUAGUUGCAGAAAGCAACCAAUCAGAGGCACUUUCAAUUUUCCAGCUGCGGCACAGAAAAGGUGGGGAUUUGCAAAGGGAGUGGCCUCUGGGCCUUUUGUUACUUAGGAGUGGAAAGUUAGGGUUUUCCUUUCCAAAUGGCUCUAGGAAGUCAGUGUGAAACGGCCUUAGGUUCCCUGCUCGCAGACCCUGUUCUCCUGCCUCACUACUAGAGUACAGUGUGCACUUCCUAAAAACAGAAGCACUUUUGCUAAUAAUUUUAACUUGACACAAAAGUAGGGUGAUCAGAUAAAAUACCCUUAUGUCCCAUGUAAUAGUUGGAAUGUACUUAUACUAAAAAAUUAUUCAUUGAUCAUCUGAAAUUAAAAUUUACCUGGGCAUACUGUACUUUUAUUUGCUAUAUCUGACAAUCUUAUACAGAAGUCGUCAUGGGAAACUCAGAAAAGGCUGUCCAAAUUAUUUUGGCAGAGAGGAGUGGAAGAAACAAAUGCCAUUUAGGUUGGGUGCAGUGGCUCACACCUGUAAUCCCAGCACUUUGGGAAGCCAAGGUGGAUCACGAGGUCAGGAGAUGGAGACCAUCCUGGCCAAUAUGGUGAAACCCCAUCUCUACUAAAAAUACAAAAAUUAGCUGGGCGGGGUGGUGCAUGCCUGUAACCCCAGCUACUGGAGAGGCUGAGGCAGGAGAAUCGCUUGAACCAGGGAGUCAGAGGUUGCAGUGAGCCAAGAUGGCGCCACUGCACUCCAGCUUGGCGACAGAGUGAGAUUGUUUCAAACACAAAAGAAAAAGAAAGAAAGACACAAAUGGCAUUAAAAAAAUUUAAAAAACAAAAACAAAAACCUGUGGGGCCGGGCCUGGUGGCUCACGCGUGUAAUCCCGGCACUGGGGGACACCAAGGCAGGUGGAUCACCUGAGUUCAGGAGUUCGAGAACAGCCUAGCCUGGCCAACAUGGUGAAACCCCAUCUCUACUAAAAAUACAAAAAUUAGCUGGGCGUGAUGGCUGGCACCUGUAAUCCCAGUUACUUGGGAGGCUGAGGCACGAGAAUCGCUUGAACCUGGAAGGCGGAGGUUGCAGUGAGCUGAGAUCCUGCCACUGCACUCCAGCCUAGGCAACAGCGAGACUCUGCUGCAUUUAAAAAAAAAAAUUGUGGUAAAAUAUACAUAAUAGAAAACUUACCGUCUAACCAUUUUUAAGUGUACACUUCUGUGACAUUAGCAUAUUUGCAUUGUUGUGCAGUCAUCACCAUUCAUCCCAACUUUUUCACCAACCCAUACUGAAACCGUAUGCCAUUAAACAGUAAAUCCCCAUCCCUCCUUCUGCAGACUCUCUCUACAACUACUGCUCUACUUUCUGUCUCUAUGAGUAUGACAGCACCAUAGUAUUGGCGGUAAAUCAGAGUUGGCAAAUGCAAUCUGAAGCAGAGGAGAGAGUCAUAUCCCUCAAGUUUUACAGUCCCAUUAUAAGUAUUAGUACUUUGAGAAAAGGACCAUCACGAUCAUGGGGAGAAUGAAGGAAAAACUCCAUUUCUUUCCAGUUUGCAACUGGAAUUGUCACUUUCGUCUUUCGGCACGACAGCGCCCAGGCCACAAAAGCCCACAGGGCAGGGCCUCCAUUUUGUGGCCUGCGUGGAGGGCGGGGCGGUCUCUCUCCGCCACGCCCCGGCACCGGGUACACACCGCAGCCACGUAACCAAGGAACCCCGAGUGAGUCGUUGGCCAGGUGAGGCCGGAUCCGGAAGUAGGGGGACCACUUCGCCUCGCGUCCGAGCCCCGCCCCGGCCCCUCCCACCAGACCCAGGCCGACCUAGAUGACGUGUCGGAGUAGGAGUUGGCGAGGUGCGGCCGGCCGGCCGGCCCUGCGCAUGCGUGAUACUUGCACCGGUCGAGAUGGAAGCAUGAGUCUGGAGGUCAUUUUCUUUGAGAAAGGCUCCGCUUCUCCGGGUUUUUGCUGAUGCCGAUCCCGGGGGAUUGAGGAAACAUCGAGCUCUGGAGUGGAAAAGAUCACUAAAAAGCUUCUCCUUGAAAAAUACUCAGAAGAUGCAACACACACACACACGUGUGUGCACUUACACACGCGGACACCGUCUCACAUCAUCAGUGGGAAAAGUGAUAGAAUCUUGCUAAAGGCUGAUCAUAUCAUAUUAAUCCGAUUCGCCAGAACUACUUUCUUCACUGAGCUCUCAGCCUGCUCCCAACCAGGUGUCUCCAGAACUUUUUCUCUCCGCCACCAACUCCGCCUCCAGACAGACCGCAGGUGCUUUCUGUCAUAGGGACUGGCGUGCCGCGGACCGUGUGACAAAGAAACUGUAUGAUGGAUAUGAGAAAUUCGUAAGACCCAGCAGCAAACGGGGAGCGGCUGGCGAGCGCUCCACAGCCCCCAAGCGUGGGAGCUCUAGAUCGGAAUUUGGAAUUUGGAAUUGGAACGUGAGCGCCGGAACAGCUCUCCCAGCAACCACCUCUCCCAGCAACCACCUCAGCUGGCGCGCGGAAAACCCGGAAAGUGGAUUUGGCCCCCGCUCCCUCCCGGAAACUCCUCCUGGUGCCUGCGACCGUUCUCACUGAGCAUGUGCAGACGGCGGUGCGCAUGCUCUGUCGGGGUCCGCUUCGGUUUCUGUUGCGGGACCCAGGGUGUCUCCUAGCGCAACCGGAACUAGCCGUCCGGGGGCCGGCUUCCUUUAUCUCCGGCGGCCUUGUAGUCGUCUCCGAGACUCCCCACCCCUCCUUCCCUCUUGACCCCCUAGGUUUGAUUGCCCUUUCCCCGAAACAACUAUCAUGAGCGCGAGGCUGCCGGUGUUGUCUCCACCUCGGUGGCCGCGGCUGUUGCUGCUGUCGCUGCUCCUGCUGGGAGCGGUUCCUGGCCCGCGCCGGAGCGGCGCUUUCUACCUGCCCGGCCUGGCGCCCGUCAACUUCUGCGACGAAGAAAAAAAGAGCGACGAGUGCAAGGCCGAAAUAGAACUAUUUGUGAACAGACUUGAUUCAGUGGAAUCAGUUCUUCCUUAUGAAUACACAGCGUUUGAUUUUUGCCAAGCGUCAGAAGGAAAGCGCCCAUCUGAAAAUCUUGGUCAGGUACUAUUCGGGGAAAGAAUUGAACCUUCACCAUAUAAGUUUACGUUUAAUAAGAAGGAGACCUGUAAGCUUGUUUGUACAAAAACAUACCAUACAGAGAAAGCUGAAGACAAACAAAAGUUAGAAUUCUUGAAAAAAAGCAUGUUAUUGAAUUAUCAACAUCACUGGAUUGUGGAUAAUAUGCCUGUAACGUGGUGUUACGAUGUUGAAGAUGGUCAGAGGUUCUGUAAUCCUGGAUUUCCUAUUGGCUGUUACAUUACAGAUAAAGGCCAUGCAAAAGAUGCCUGUGUUAUUAGUUCAGAUUUCCAUGAAAGAGAUACAUUUUACAUCUUCAACCAUGUUGACAUCAAAAUAUACUAUCAUGUUGUUGAAACUGGGUCCAUGGGAGCAAGAUUAGUGGCUGCUAAACUUGAACCGAAAAGCUUCAAACAUACUCAUAUAGAUAAACCAGACUGCUCAGGGCCCCCCAUGGACAUAAGUAACAAGGCUUCUGGGGAGAUAAAAAUUGCCUAUACUUACUCUGUUAGCUUCGAGGAAGAUGAUAAGAUCAGAUGGGCAUCUAGAUGGGACUAUAUUCUGGAGUCUAUGCCUCAUACCCACAUUCAGUGGUUUAGCAUAAUGAAUUCCCUGGUCAUUGUUCUCUUCUUAUCUGGAAUGGUAGCUAUGAUUAUGUUACGGACACUGCACAAAGAUAUUGCUAGAUAUAAUCAGAUGGACUCUACGGAAGAUGCCCAGGAAGAAUUUGGCUGGAAACUUGUUCAUGGUGAUAUAUUCCGUCCACCUAGAAAAGGGAUGCUGCUAUCAGUCUUUCUAGGAUCCGGGACACAGAUUUUAAUUAUGACCUUUGUGACUCUAUUUUUCGCUUGCCUGGGAUUUUUGUCACCUGCCAACCGAGGAGCGCUGAUGACGUGUGCUGUGGUCCUGUGGGUGCUGCUGGGCACCCCUGCAGGCUAUGUUGCUGCCAGAUUCUAUAAGUCCUUUGGAGGUGAGAAGUGGAAAACAAAUGUUUUAUUAACAUCAUUUCUUUGUCCUGGGAUCGUAUUUGCUGACUUCUUUAUAAUGAAUCUGAUCCUCUGGGGAGAAGGAUCUUCAGCAGCUAUUCCUUUUGGGACAUUGGUUGCCAUAUUGGCCCUUUGGUUCUGCAUAUCUGUGCCUCUGACGUUUAUUGGUGCAUACUUUGGUUUUAAGAAGAAUGCCAUUGAACAUCCAGUUCGAACCAAUCAGAUUCCACGUCAGAUUCCUGAACAGUCGUUCUACACCAAGCCCUUGCCUGGUAUUAUCAUGGGAGGGAUUUUGCCCUUUGGCUGCAUCUUUAUACAGCUUUUCUUCAUUCUGAAUAGUAUUUGGUCACACCAGAUGUAUUACAUGUUUGGCUUCCUAUUUCUGGUGUUCAUCAUUUUGGUUAUUACCUGUUCUGAAGCAACUAUACUUCUUUGCUAUUUCCACCUAUGUGCAGAGGAUUAUCAUUGGCAAUGGCGUUCAUUCCUUACCAGUGGCUUUACUGCAGUUUAUUUCUUAAUCUAUGCAGUACACUACUUCUUUUCAAAACUGCAGAUCACGGGAACAGCAAGCACAAUUCUGUACUUUGGUUAUACCAUGAUAAUGGUUUUGAUCUUCUUUCUUUUUACAGGAACAAUUGGCUUCUUUGCAUGCUUUUGGUUUGUUACCAAAAUAUACAGUGUGGUGAAGGUUGACUGAAGAAGUCCAGUGUGUCCAGUUAAAACAGAAAUAAAUUAAACUCUUCAUCAACAAAGACCUGUUUUUGUGACUGCCUUGAGUUUUAUCAGAAUUAUUGGCCUAGUAAUCCUUCAGAAACACCGUAAUUCUAAAUAAACCUCUUCCCAUACACCUUUCCCCCAUAAGAUGUGUCUUCAACACUAUAAAGCAUUUGUAUUGUGAUUUGAUUAAGUAUAUAUUUGGUUGUUCUCAAUGAAGAGCAAAUUUAAAUAUUAUGUGCAUUUGUAAAUACAGUAGCUAUAAAAUUUUCCAUACUUCUAAUGGCAGAAUAGAGGAGGCCAUAUUAAAUAAUACUGAUGAAAGGCAGGACACUGCAUUGUAAAUAGGAUUUUCUAGGCUCGGUAGGCAGAAAGAAUUAUUUUUCUUUGAAGGAAAUAACUUUUUAUCAUGGUAAUUUUGAAGGAUGAUUCCUAUGGUGUGUUCAUCAGGGGAAUGUGGCUUUUAAAGAAAAUCUUGUAUUGGCUGUAACUGUUCAUAUCUUCUUACUUUUCUGUGUUGACUUCAUUAUUCCCAUGGUAUUGGCCUUUUAAACUAUGUGCCUCUGAGUCUUUCAAUUUAUAAAUUUGUUAUCUUAAUAAAUAUUAUAAAAAUGUC
Molecule: messenger RNA, 6041 nt
Organism: Gorilla gorilla gorilla (western lowland gorilla)
Lineage: Eukaryota; Metazoa; Chordata; Mammalia; Primates; Hominidae
Gene: TM9SF2
Product: transmembrane 9 superfamily member 2
Exons: 19
Coding region: 3417-5408 (663 amino acids)
Biological process (GO): protein localization to membrane
Cellular component (GO): membrane
Source: RefSeq, a predicted model, not a curated record